This is a messenger RNA of Otolemur garnettii (small-eared galago), 1927 nucleotides long. RefSeq names its product endothelin receptor type A (gene EDNRA). Gene Ontology annotation, molecular function: endothelin receptor activity. Gene Ontology annotation, cellular component: membrane. The record is from RefSeq and is a predicted model, not a curated record. Gene Ontology annotation, biological process: enteric nervous system development; vasoconstriction; G protein-coupled receptor signaling pathway. The coding region runs from base 101 to 1384 and encodes 427 amino acids. Lineage: Eukaryota; Metazoa; Chordata; Mammalia; Primates; Galagidae. The transcript is spliced from 8 exons.
GGGCAGCUGUCUGCGUCUGCCGAGCCCCACGGUAGGAUUAAAAAAAAGUGAGGGUGUAAAAGCCACACAGUAAGAGACAUUUCCUGAAAUUUUCAUCACGAUGGAAACCUUUUGCCUCAGGGCAUUCUUUUGGCUGGUACUGGCUGGAUGUGUAAUCAGUGAUAAUCCGGAGAGAUACAUCUCAAAUGUAAGCAACGACGUGGAUGAUUUCACCACUUUCCGGGGGACAGAGCUCAGCUUCCUGGUUACCACUCAUCGACCCACUAAUUUGGCCCUACCAAGCAAUGGCUCCAUGCACAACUAUUGCCCACAGCAGACUAAGAUUACUUCUGCUUUCAAAUACAUUAACACUGUGAUAUCUUGUACUAUUUUCAUCGUGGGAAUGGUGGGGAAUGCAACUCUGCUCAGGAUCAUUUACCAGAACAAGUGUAUGAGGAAUGGCCCCAACGCGCUGAUAGCCAGCCUUGCCCUUGGAGACCUUAUCUAUGUGGUCAUUGAUCUCCCUAUCAAUGUAUUUAAGCUGCUGGCUGGGCGCUGGCCUUUUGAUCACAAUGACUUUGGCGUAUUUCUCUGCAAGCUGUUCCCCUUUUUGCAGAAGUCCUCAGUGGGGAUCACCGUCCUCAAUCUCUGCGCCCUUAGUGUUGACAGGUACAGAGCAGUUGCCUCCUGGAGUCGUGUUCAGGGGAUUGGGAUUCCCUUGGUCACUGCCAUUGAAAUUGUCUCCAUCUGGAUCCUUUCCUUUAUCCUGGCCAUCCCUGAGGCAAUCGGCUUCGUCAUGGUGCCUUUUGAAUACAGGGGGGAACAGCACAAAACCUGUAUGCUCAAUGCCACAUCAGAAUUCAUGAAGUUCUACCAACACGCAAAGGACUGGUGGCUCUUUGGAUUCUAUUUCUGCAUGCCCCUGGUGUGCACCGCAAUCUUCUACACCCUCAUGACCUGUGAGAUGUUAAACAGAAGGAACGGCAGCUUGAGAAUUGCCCUCAGUGAGCAUCUUAAACAGCGUCGAGAAGUGGCAAAAACAGUUUUCUGCUUGGUUGUCAUUUUUGCUCUUUGCUGGUUCCCUCUUCAUUUAAGCCGUAUUUUGAAGAAAACCGUGUAUAAUGAGAUGGACAAGAACCGAUGCGAAUUACUUAGUUUCUUGCUGCUCAUGGAUUACAUCGGUAUUAACUUAGCAACCAUGAACUCAUGUAUAAACCCAAUAGCUCUAUAUUUUGUGAGCAAGAAAUUUAAAAACUGUUUCCAGUCGUGCCUCUGCUGCUGCUGUUACCAGUCCAAAAGUCUGAUGACCUCCGUCCCCAUGAACGGAACAAGCAUCCAGUGGAAAAACCAUGACCAAAACAACCACAACACAGAGCGAAGCAGCCACAAGGACAGUAUCAACUGAGCCUGGAGGUACAUGCACCGGUGUUCCUCUCUGUCCUGCGGGAGGAGAAGAUCACACAGCAGCUGCGUGCCCAGAAACCUCUUCUCCAAUCCUUCUUCCCUAACUCAGUAGAGAAGAAAUGCUUUUCCAAAACAGCAGAGGAUGGACUGGUUUAUCCCCACAGUCUAGAAAUCUUCCUUCUGUGAUUUAUCCAAUUUUCGUAUCCUACAUGUUAUAUUCAACCUUGUUUUUUAAUGGUGGGAGCUGGAGAAGAAUGGAGACUGUUAUAUGCAUCAAAGAGGAUAUUUACUACACUUGCAUGAAAAUAGAUCCAUGACUAUUCAAAUAGAUUCAAAUACACCCAUGACUAGCUGUCAUGGCAGUUCUGUCAAAGUUCAAUGAAAAUCGGUCACUACAAAACUUCAAAAAUUAUGACAAGAUUUUCCAUUUUUUAAGUGAUUUAUUUUUGGCCAAAUAGGAUAUGGGGUAAGCCAGUUUUAUUUGAAACAUCAUUCAGUGCCAAUAUUCUUUAACUGCAUCAUAGCCAAAAAUGAUGAUUUGAGC